AUGCAUACAUUCACUUCCCUCGUCGCUGUGGCACUCUUUGCCCGUGUCCAGGGUCUAAGUGUAGCCGUGGACCGCACCGAGCAGUUAACAUCCCGUGACAUAGCGAAUCUCGGAGCCGUCUCGUUCGCAGACAGAACCGCCCCUGUCUCCCUCCCAAACUGCAAAGUCUUCCCAGGAGACGCAGCCUGGCCAGACGACAGCGAAUGGGCACAGCUCAACAAGACUCUCGGGGGCGCCCUGCUGAAACCUCUACCGCCUGCCUCGGUGUGCUACCGCACCUCGCCCAACUUCAACGCCGAAGCCUGCAGCUUCCUGCUCAACAACGCGAGCAGGACAACGUUUUACUUUGACGACCCCCUGAGCAUCCUGACCCAAUGGCCUCAAGGCAACACCUGCCUGCUCUCCCGCAAUCCGACGGGCAACUGCACCCAGGGCGGGUUCCCGGAGUAUGUGGUCAACGCCACGACCGUCAAGCAUGUCCAGGCGGCGGUCAACUUUGCGAGAAACAAGAAUAUCCGUCUGGUCAUCAAAAACACCGGCCAUGACUUCGUCGGCCGCAACACCGGCGCCGGCUCCCUCAGCAUCUGGACGCACUACCUCAAGGGAUUCGAAUUCCUCCCCAACUACAAGCAGCCCGGCGGUAACUACCGCGGCGCGGCUGCCCGGGUCGGCGCCGGACUGCAGAUCUGGGAGGCUUUUGCGCACGCUGACCGACACAACGUUACCCUCGUCGCCGGGUCGUGCCUGACGGUUGGGGCGUACGGCGGGUGGGUCACGGGAGGCGGCCACUCGCCGUUGAGCUCCAAGUUUGGCUUGGGAGUCGACCAGGUUCUUUCGAUGCAGGUUGUCACGGCUGAUGGGCGGUACGUGACGGUUGAUGCGCAAACGAACAGGGAUUUGUUCUUUGCCAUGCGGGGUGGGGGUGGGAGCACCUUCGGCGUCCUGAUCUCAGCCAUCGUCAAGGCACACCCCCAGAUCAACCUGACCAUCGCAAGCUUCGACUUCACCCUCGGCAGCACCCGGUCCCCAAGCCCCGGCCCCAGCGUUACCAUCACCGACACCGAAACCUUCUGGAAAGGCUUCAACGAGGUCUUCGCCUUUGGCAUCCCCACCGUUGACGCCGGCGGGUACCUCUGGACAAACGGCAUCCCCAACGGUGCCGGCAGCUACUCCAUGCAAGUCCAAGUCCAACUACCCGGCUUCACCCCCACCUCCGCAGCGACCUUUGUCCAGCCGCUCCUGACCACCCUCAACAACCUCGGGAUCCCAGUCGCCCUCUCCACCCCGCCAACAACCCGAGUAUACAGCCGCGCCACAGGCUCGACCGGCGGGUCCCCAGGCAACGGCUACUUCGCGUCCCGGCUGUUUCCGCGGCCGGCGUACGAAGACCCCACGCUCUUCGCCGCCGCCAUGCGCGCCGCCCGCGCGACCGUCGAGGCAGGGUAUACCUUCCACGGGCUGAACAUGGCGCCAACACUGGAAGUAGCCGGAUUCCCCGAGCCGGCGGGCGCAAAUCCCGUGUGGCGCACUGCUGUUAUGCACGCGGAUGUCUUUGCGCGGGUCAACAUGGGAAGUCUUACCCCGGCGGAAGCGGUUGCGGAGCAGCGGCGGCUGAAUGAGUUUAUGCAGCCGCUUAGGGCGGCUACUCCGGGGGGAGGGGCGUACUUUAAUGAAGCGGAUGUCAAUGAGCCGGAGUGGCAGCGGAGCUUUUUUGGGGAGAAUUAUAACGAGCUGGUUCGUGUUAAGAGGAGUCGGGAUCCGUGGGGUGUGUUUUGGGCGCCGACGACGCCGGGGAGCGAGGCGUGGGCGGUGCAGGACGGGAGUGAGCUGCCGACGCAGAACGGGCGGCUUUGUCGGGUUGCUUGA
Messenger RNA from Canariomyces notabilis, 1866 nucleotides. Its product is annotated as FAD-binding domain-containing protein. The transcript is spliced from 3 exons. NCBI's taxonomy places the organism in Eukaryota, Fungi, Ascomycota, Sordariomycetes, Sordariales, Chaetomiaceae. The record is from RefSeq and is a predicted model, not a curated record. The coding region runs from base 1 to 1866 and encodes 621 amino acids. Gene Ontology annotation, molecular function: oxidoreductase activity; FAD binding.